AUGGCGGUGGCAGAUGUGAAGUUAAAUUCACCAACUCAAACAAACAGUCAAAGUGUUGUUGUCAAUGUCAAAGAAAGAGAUGUUGAAGUGGGGAAACCAUACGAAGACGAAGAUGGUAUAACAAUAGUUCCUGUAAAAGAACAACCAACAUAUCCUGAAGUUAGCAGAGACUUAAGUUCUGUUGCAGAUAUUCGAAAUGACUACAAACAACUGAAAGAUAAACUUAAAACUCAGGAGAAGAUUUGUCAAGCUUUAGGUAUAAUGUUAAACUUGGUUGAGCACAACCCUGUAAAAGUGAACUCAUAUGUCAUCGCACCUCAUGAAGUUUUGAAAGAACUAUUGAAACUUUUGACAGAGGCAGACGAUAUAAACAUCAAAGAAAUAGAGCCCGACAUUGCUUGCUGUGGUGUUUCAUAUAAUGUCAUUGACAAGAUAUACGUUAUGAAAGGAGGUGAAACGUUGAACUUAAAAUAUAGUUUCCCAGACGUCAUAAAAAUAUUUGACGACCACAACAUUUCAUUAAAAUUUACUUGCUAA
This is a messenger RNA of Trichomonas vaginalis G3, 537 nucleotides long. RefSeq names its product protein of unknown function, DUF4106 family. Lineage: Eukaryota; Parabasalia; Trichomonadida; Trichomonadidae. The record is from RefSeq and is a predicted model, not a curated record. The coding region runs from base 1 to 537 and encodes 178 amino acids. The transcript has a single exon.